Messenger RNA from Jaculus jaculus (lesser Egyptian jerboa), 325 nucleotides. RefSeq names its product musculoskeletal embryonic nuclear protein 1-like. The coding region runs from base 1 to 297 and encodes 98 amino acids. The transcript has 2 exons. NCBI's taxonomy places the organism in Eukaryota, Metazoa, Chordata, Mammalia, Rodentia, Dipodidae. Gene Ontology annotation, biological process: chondrocyte differentiation; tissue regeneration; chondrocyte proliferation. Gene Ontology annotation, cellular component: nucleus. The record is from RefSeq and is a predicted model, not a curated record.
AUGUCAAGACUUGGAGUUAGGGAAGUGGUUUUAAGAUGCAGCUUUGGGCUUUCCAAGGCUGACACUCAUGAAGCACCCAUCAAGAAGAAGCGGCCCCCUGUGAAGGAGGAAGACUUGAAGGGGGCCCGCAGGAACCUAGCCAAGAACCAGGAAAUCAAAUCCAAGACCUACCAGGUCAUGCGGGAGUGUGAGCAAGCGGGCUCAGCUGCCCCUUCAGUGUUCAGCUGUAACCGCACAGGCACAGAGACCGUCUUCAAGAAGCCCAAAGCUGAACCUGCCAAGAGUGUCUUUGGCUGAGAAGUACACACUGCACCACCUCAAAUAC